UUACGAAUGCAAAAUGAUAAAAGCGAUAGCAAAGUUUCAAACGAUGUUCAAACGAUCCUUCGUUUUGCGGGCAUAUAAGCUUACGGUGGUAAAUAGCAUUUUUCAUUCUUCAGUCAGCUUCGAUCAUGGAGUUUGCUAUUAGCUUGUCUCUUUUCUUGCCUCUGGUCGGGUUUUCAGUGGCAUAUGAUCCAGACCAGAAACCGAUUCUGAGACAGAUUAAAAAUACAAUUGCAAUAGACGAUUUUCGGAUUCCGGACAAUACAGUAUUAAGCGGUAAGCAAUCCAACUUACGAUUUGAUGAGUCUUACACGGGGUAUGAUUGGGUCAAGUUUUUCAAGAACAUAAAGGAAACCAACAAAAUGAGACUGGACUAUACAGUUCAAUAUUUAAACAGCAAAUUCACGGGUGAUGAGUGGAUAAAAAUUUUCGAUGAUUCGGUGUUAUUUUGUGACACCUCUGAAGAUACACAAGAUGCCAGUAUUAUUAAUCUCGUACGCAUACUUCUUGGUGUUCCUGACGGAUGUCCAGUGCAAAAAGGGAAGAAAAAUACCGAGGACGUUCACUUCCCUUUAGAAGACGAAGAAAUAAUCUGGAAUAUUGACCCCCGAGGGAAGACAAUCAGAAUAUUGACCAACAUGUGGACUGAUGAUAAAAAACCUCCACAAAAGGUUUUCACUGCAGACUUUUAUCCCAUAGAGAAGGGAAAUGGAUUUAUACCUAUGGAUGAGAGUGAAUCUGACGAGUGAAGUUCCUACCGAUUCACAUCCAUUGUAUCGAUCUAUGAUCCGUUAUCUCCAGGCAAAAUGUUCGAAGCGAUUGAUAUGUACGUGUGCGAUAAGAGGAGUAUUAUAUAAAGCGAAAUCAUAUUAGAAAAAUUUCAUAGAAUAUUUUAAUUUUUUUGUUUCUCACUGAUUUAUCAGAUGAACUUUUUCUGCAACCAGGUUUCAAUAUAAUUGAUAUCUAUUUUAUGCAAUUGUUCCAAUAAAAACUCAAAACACCAA
Diachasma alloeum is the source of this 1001-nucleotide messenger RNA. RefSeq lists its product as uncharacterized. NCBI's taxonomy places the organism in Eukaryota, Metazoa, Arthropoda, Insecta, Hymenoptera, Braconidae. The record is from RefSeq and is a predicted model, not a curated record. The transcript has 4 exons. Bases 126 to 746 code for a protein of 206 amino acids.